UUGGCAACAAUCCAAAUGUUGUAUCAGACUGGAUGUUUCCAUUCAAGGGCUUCGGCGGUGCCAUGACGCCUCUCCUGAUAUUCAUCGUAACAAUAUUCCUUCUAGUUGCAUGGAAGGUGCGCAAAAUCUUCUCCUAUUGGGAAGACAAGGGAAUUCCUCACCAAGGGUUCUGGCAGUACAUGCGCGUCGUCUACCAGCUGUUCACAAAGCCGUUGCACGUCAGUGUGAUCGAUGACUACAGGAAAUAUGGACGAUUAUAUGGAUCCUACCAGGACACUGACCCUUGCUUAGUUGUGGGAGAACCAGAUUUGCUUCGCGAAGUUUACAUCAAGGACUUCUCCUCGUUCGUCGACAGAACGCAAACUCCUGUUGGCCAAUCGAUUUGGGACCGUUCCCUUCUUCUCCUCAGCGGUGCUGAAUGGAAAUACGUCAGAAGCAUUUUCAGUGGAGCAUUCACGACAACGAGGCUUAAAGCAAUGGUGCCAAAACUCGUUCGUGUCGCCAACCGGACAGCCGAUGCAGUCGUGGAGCACGCAACUAACAAGGAGCCUGUGGAUGUGCAUGACGUUUUCAUGAAGUCAUCGUUGGACGCAAUUGCUGCUGUGGCAUUUAAUGCGGAUACGGACAGCAUCAGGGAUCCCAAUAAUCCCUUCAUGAACACCUACUUCAACGUCUUCACGGGAGCAACAGCCUGGAAGAUACUGCUGUACUUCAAGAUGCCACGUCUGUUCAAGUUCUUAAGGCUGUCAUUACUCACUAAAGAGCACUUGGACAAGUUCUCUGUGUUUGUGGAACGGAUAGUUGAAGAGCGCUUGAAAAGUAAGACUAAAUUCAAUGACCAACUGCAAGUAUUUCUGGAUGCACUACAGACGGAAGUAGUAAGCGACCAAAACGGAGAGUCAUCUAAUGAGUUAACCUCUGGAAAACGCCUUACCAUGGACGACAUUGUGGCUCAAGUGCUGGUUCUGCUGCUCGGCGGUAAUGACACAAUAGCUUCAGCCCUCCACUACCUCACGUACAGCCUCGUUUCGCAAACGGAAUACCAAGACAAAGUUAUUGAAGAGAUCGAUCGUGUCAUCGGAAAAGAGGAGUUGACCUACGAGAAGUUGCAGUCUUUGGAGUACCUCGAGGCCGCAAUCAACGAAACGUUGCGGAUGUACACACCGGACUCCUUUCUGUCACGGUAUUGCACAAAGAAGACGACACUGCAAGGAAUAGAACUCAAUCCUGGAAACAUCAUUUACAUUCCUGUUCAGGCAAUGCACAUGGAUUCUGAAUUCUACGAGGAACCGGAGACGUUCAAGCCUGAAAGGUUUCUUCCAGAGAAUAAAGACUAUAUUCGUCCCUUCACAUUCUUACCCUUCGGUGCUGGUCCACGGAACUGCAUCGGAAUUCGUCAAGCAAUGAUGCAGUUGAAGAUCUUCAUUGUCUGCAUCUACCAGAAAGUCAAGUUCGAGCGAUGCAGGGAAACCCCAGAUCAUCUGGACCUCAAACCUGGUUUUAUCCUCCGUGAGCUUCGUAAACGGAUCAAGCUUGCUGCCGUUCAACGACCAUAGCAUCUUCCUACAGCAACACCAACAUCCGACGUCAGCAAUGAAAGCUGUGUUUCGCGUUUUGCUGAUUUUCAGUUUAUUCGUCAAGAUGUCGGGGGUGCCGUAACCAAGGCCAGUGUUUUGUACGUUAUCUUUAGAUAAAGCACUUUGGUGAAA
This is a messenger RNA of Ornithodoros turicata, 1709 nucleotides long. RefSeq names its product cytochrome P450 3A6-like. The transcript is spliced from 14 exons. NCBI's taxonomy places the organism in Eukaryota, Metazoa, Arthropoda, Arachnida, Ixodida, Argasidae. Gene Ontology annotation, molecular function: monooxygenase activity; heme binding; oxidoreductase activity, acting on paired donors, with incorporation or reduction of molecular oxygen. The record is from RefSeq and is a predicted model, not a curated record. The coding region runs from base 33 to 1556 and encodes 507 amino acids.